AUGACCGACCCCACCGCGCGUCUCCGCGCCUUGGUCGAAAACGGCGUCGCCAAACGCUUCGACCUUCGCGCUUGGUCCGUGCAAUCCGGCUGCGCGCGCGCGCGCGCGAUCGAGCGCUUAGAGACGCUGCUCGAACAGGCGCGUCCCGACGUCAUAAAGCUCAUAGUCAUGGAAUCGCUUCAGGGGACGCCCGAGAGCGAUCUAGACGUCAUGGUGUACGGCGAGUGCGCGCCGCGCGCGUUUCUGGAGUUUAUCAACGCGCACGCGCGGACGCUGGCGCUGGAACGCGCGGAAGAGGGAGAUGAGACGCGACGCGGCGACGCGCGCGGGACGGCGUCGACGCGCGCGGCGCUGACGUAUUACGAUUUAGGCAGCGGCGCGGGAAAAUCCGUGCUCACCGCCGCGUUGUCACCGUAUUUCGCGCGAUGUCGUGGAAUCGAGCUCUUGCCUUGCGUGCACGCGAUCGCGGAAAUUUUGGUGGAGGAUUUCUCGCGAGACGUGGCGCCGCGAGACGACGGCGUCUCUCCGAGCGUCUCCGUCUCGCUCGGUGACAUCUUCGUCGAUCUCUCCUGGAUCGACGCGGAUUUCGUGUUUUGUAAUUGCGUGACGUGGGACGAGGCGACGAUGGCGCGAUUGGCGUCGCACGCGGCGAAGAUGCGACGCGGUGCUUUGUUCGUCACCGCGCUGUGUCCGCUGCCGAGCGACGCGUUCGAAGUCGUCGCCGAGGACGAGAUCGAUUUCAGCUGGGGGCGCGUCGACGCCAUCGUCCACCGCAAGACGUAG
Ostreococcus lucimarinus CCE9901 is the source of this 783-nucleotide messenger RNA. RefSeq lists its product with no specific name. The transcript has a single exon. The record is from RefSeq and is a predicted model, not a curated record. Bases 1 to 783 code for a protein of 260 amino acids. NCBI's taxonomy places the organism in Eukaryota, Viridiplantae, Chlorophyta, Mamiellophyceae, Mamiellales, Bathycoccaceae.